Ilex paraguariensis (yerba mate) is the source of this 684-nucleotide messenger RNA. Lineage: Eukaryota; Viridiplantae; Streptophyta; Magnoliopsida; Aquifoliales; Aquifoliaceae. The record is from the annotation of a GenBank genome assembly.
AUGAAAAAGGGAACCUUAAUGCUAGGGGAAAGUUCACGGGACUCCAUGGUCGAUGCUUUUGCCUCCUCUAUAUCCAAGCAGGUUGGUGGCAGAGCAAGUUUUACCUGUGUUGGGAGGUUGGUCAACAUUCAUGGUGUGGCCAUCAGCGAUGCCCAGAGCGUGACUGGAGAGGCCACCAUGAGGGGCAGUGAAGACGGCGACGUUCAUGGCACGAUCUGCAAUGCUUCAGUUGUCCAAGGUGGCACCCAUGGUGCGAUGGCGGCACCCGUGACGGGGGCAUUGGGUGACGUAAGCGAAGCGCUGGGCGGCACCAGCGCCCUAGGUGAUGCCUUCAGUGACUCCCUUGAUAGUAGAAAAGAAUGUGGCACCUCUAAGUGGACCCAACCACUGGGCAAAUCUAGUGAUACGUUGGGUAGCGCCAACGCGCAAGGUAGCGUCGACGGGUUGAACAAAUCAGGCACAAGGGCAAUAUUGAGAAGCAGCCGAGGUGAAGUAGAAGUAGCCCAGGCCAUGGGCGACGCCAAGGCAAGAGAGGUCAACGAUGGACUACUGACCAACGCCAGCCAAGUGCCAAGUAGGUGCUGCGUGGUGCCAGUGGUAGCAUUGAAUUGGACUAUAGAAGAAGAUAAGGUACCUGAAUUGGUAGGGGUAGCACAGUGGAGGUUGCUUGAUGGUUUUUCCUAA